UAUUCUUUCUCGCUCCUAGAAUAUGAAAAGGCACAAACCUAAAUUCCAAGAGCAGCGCCGUUUCAGGGACCACGAGCCUCACUCAAAGCAUGGUUCUUAUCCUUCUACCACCCUUUUUCUCCUGCUUCCAAACUCUUCCAUACCAUCCCUUUCGUUGCAUUUUCCUUCAUUAAUAAUCAGUAAUCAGUGUCUCUCCCAAACAUACAACCUUUACUCUUUUCUUCAAAGAAAGACACAUUUUUUUUAAUUUUAAUUUUCUGGGUCAGAGAGAAAAUGAGUGAUUGGGCACCAGUGUUGAUCGGGGUGGUUCUGUUCGUGCUGCUUCAACCAGGGUUGCUUUUCUCCUUUCCUGGGAACAGGGAGCAGCUUGAGUUCGGUAGCAUGAAGACCAACGGCAAAGCCAUUUUCAUCCACACGCUCAUCUUCUUCGCGCUCUACUAUGUCCUCAUCCUCGCUGUUAAAAUCCAUAUCUACACCAGCUUAACCAAUUCCCAGGAUCUGAGGUGGAUGACAAGUACCAAUAUUCAUGUCACAACAAAGAUAGCCACGUUCAUGGAUGGGAAAACGCUAAACUACAGGUGCCUGAUUUGAAUCAACUGUUAAACUUGGUAGAUUGGAUGAAGCAGGUGGGUGAUGUUGGGAAUGUGUUCAUAAGUAAGCACGGGGACUUGAGCGUGCAGGUUUUAACCACGCUGUUCUUGACCCCGGUUCUGGUUAAACUCCAACAGUCUUCGAUCUUGUUAUGUGUAAGUUCUUUUUUGAUAACCUUAGAAAUUCAGUUGAGAAAAUGUCAAGUUGAUUAGUGUUUAUAACAACUGCUGUGAUAAGCUUUUUACUAGCAUAUCAUAUUAAUUUCUUA
Molecule: messenger RNA, 859 nt
Organism: Glycine soja
Lineage: Eukaryota; Viridiplantae; Streptophyta; Magnoliopsida; Fabales; Fabaceae
Exons: 3
Coding region: 274-591 (105 amino acids)
Source: RefSeq, a predicted model, not a curated record